Oryza brachyantha (malo sina) is the source of this 1286-nucleotide messenger RNA. Its product is annotated as ankyrin repeat domain-containing protein EMB506, chloroplastic. The record is from RefSeq and is a predicted model, not a curated record. The transcript is spliced from 7 exons. Gene Ontology annotation, biological process: protein targeting to chloroplast. Lineage: Eukaryota; Viridiplantae; Streptophyta; Magnoliopsida; Poales; Poaceae. Gene Ontology annotation, cellular component: chloroplast outer membrane. Gene Ontology annotation, molecular function: chloroplast targeting sequence receptor activity; protein binding. Bases 77 to 1012 code for a protein of 311 amino acids.
GGUGAGACGUGCCCGUCGUCAAGCGUAGAACCCAAAACCUCACCCUCCCUUUUCACGAUAAGAGGAGGCGCGAGCGAUGCUCCCAUGGGCGGCGCCGCCGGCGGCCACCUCCUCCCCGGCCUCGUCGCCUCCUCUCCUCCGCGCGCUCUCUCCCCGCCUCCCGCCGCCGCCACCGUACCACCCACCCCAGCGUCGGCCGCCUGUCACGGCCGGCCCCUGGGCUGCCCCGCGCGCCGCCCACGGCGGCGACGUGUUCUGGGAGGAGCCGGACGACGGCUCCGGGGCCGACGACGAGGAUGGUGAGGCCGCCGAGCAGCAGGAGGCCGCGCGGAGGAGGAGGAGCUUCUCCUCUUUCCCUUCCCCCUCGCUGUUCUCCAGGCUCGACGCCGCGCGGCGGCAAGAGCGGCGACAAGAGCAGGAGCUUCGAGGAGAAAUCGAGCUUCUCCUGACGCCUGAAGAAAUGGCCAUCUUGGAUCAGAACGAGACCCCAGAUGUCACCAAAAUAUCAUCACCGAAAUGGCAUCCGCUCCACAGUUACGCGUUGGCGCUGCAGAUACCUCUCAUGGACAGGCUGCUCGAUAGCGGUGUUGAUAUCAAUUUACUUGACAAAGAUGGUUUCACCCCACUUCACAAAGCGGUGAUAGGCAAAAAGGAGGCUGUCAUUAGCCAUCUCCUGAGAAGAGGGGCGAAUCCUCAUGUCAGAGACAGGGAUGGAGCCACACCAUUACAUUAUGCAGUUCAAGUUGGUGCCCUACAAACUGUGAAGUUACUGAUCAAGAACAGGGUUGAUGUCAAUGUUGCUGACAAUGAUGGGUGGACACCACUGCAUUUAGCUAUACAGAGUAGAAAUAGAGAUAUAACAAAGAUAUUGCUGGUCAAUGGUGCAGACAAGACAAGAAGAACCAAGGAUGGAAGGACUGCCUUGGAUUUAAGCUUAUGUUUUGGAAGGGAUUUCAAGUCGUAUGAUUUGGCAAAGUUUGUCAAACUUGUUCCAGCAAAUAGAAAAAUGUGACUCUGCUCUGCCACAAUAUUCAGAAAAAAGAGUAGAUGUUAGUUACUGUUGACUUCGGUGAUUCUUCCUAUUGUUUUUUAAUGGGGUGAUUCCUCCAAUCGUUUGUUACAGUUGGUUGUUCCUUCCAUUUUUCGUGCACAUUUAUCGUAGAGAAUCAUCUGCUUUCUCUGUUCAAUAUGAAUCUAGAUAUUUUGGUAAUAUCUAGAUUCACUCGUGGAUUAAUCAAUAUGUUUGAUAUACGCGUCCAAAUUCAUAACAUCCAUAUAAAUCUACC